CACAUAAGCCUGUGAAAUCUCUGCCGCACUGGCCCUUCUCCAGCGUGGUGUCUGUGUCUGAGGCAGGUGUGCGGAGUGGGAGACCAGUAGAUGAACACAUACACCGUGUCUCUGUGUGUGCAGGCGGCAUAGUUUUUGUGAGUGGAGAAGCUGCAGGUGUGAUCAAGACUCCAUCUACCCUUAGGGAUGAGGGGGCUGAAUGUUGCCUUUUCUCGGCCUGAUGUUUAUGGAUGCUUGUCUUGGAGUGCUGGUGCCAAUGCCACCUGGGGUGCAGCAGGGAGCAGACUGGUUCUGGGGAGAUGUGUGAGAGACUGGCUGGAAACCCCAGCCCCUUCCCCUCCCUGCUGGAUCUGGGGCGGCUUCUCUGCUGUUCAGGACGGCAGGGACUCUGAUCACAGCACGCUUGAAGCCCAGCGUGCAGCCCCCACUGGCCUGCACCCCCUAGUUACACACCACUCCACACACAGGGUGGAGGAGGUCUGGUCUGUUCUAGUGUUUUCCCUCAGCCGGUUCUGUGAUACCCACUUGCCCCACCCCCAGCCCCUAGCGCUUACCUUCUUUGUAGGGAUAAGAAAGGCACUGGACAUUCCUCUGCUCUUGGAGUCCAGGAGAGAGGCUCCACCCACCCUGCAGGCUCUUAGCUAGUCCUCCAUAUCCUUAACCCUCUAGAGGUUCUAAUGAGAAAACAUCCUACUAAAUGUGAUGGGAUAGCCCAAGGCUAGGAAUUUAGGUCUUACUGGAGAAGUCAGAUGACAGGGUCAGGCAUUGGUCCCCACUCCUAUCUGGCUAAACCACAAGGUGGGGAGAAAGAGUUGGAGGUGUGCAGACUGCCCCAUUAGUCUGGUUUGCUGCUCUUCCCUUCCCUGCUCAGUUUUUUGCUUCUCUCUAGGAAGAAUGUGUGCUUGUGUGGGCAGUUACAUUUAGUUUUGUUCACUUUGAGAGGCUCCCAUCUCUUUUCAACAAAUUAAAUAUUUAUUCAGGCUAAGGUGGAGUGGGAAGUGACACUGGCCUCCACGGCGAGGCCUGGAAUGCAUGGUGGGGUGUGUGGAGCUGAAAACCCUUUAUCGUCUAUGCUGACCUCUGGUUUCAUCCGAAAGAGCAGUGACCAGGAGUGGGGACAGGAGGGUAAAGUCCUCAAGCUGGAAUACUGACUGACCCGUGACAGGCAGAGAGGGAUUUCGCAAGUUCUUCUGUGGAGAGUGGGGGCGGAGCUGCUGAAAGAGUCAGAGCCCAGCCCAGCUCAGCAGUGGGCUGAGGUGUCCCGCCUCCUGCGGCAGCUCUGCUUGAAAUUCAGAGCCUGGCGCCUCCGCUCACACUGACCCUCCAGCUCCUGCUCUCUCUCCACCUGUCACAGCGCCCAGUCCAUAGGAUGCUCCAGACAUUGUAUGACCACUUCUGGUGGGACCGACUAUGGCUGCCCGUGAACCUAACCUGGGCUGAUCUAGAAGACAGAGAUGGACGUGUCUAUGCCAAAGCCUCAGACCUCUACAUCACACUUCCCCUGGCCCUGGUCUUUCUCGUCAUUCGAUACUUCUUUGAGCUUUAUGUGGCUACACCUCUGGCUGCCCUCCUGAAUGUUAAGGAGAAAACCCGACUCCGGGCCCCUCCCAAUGUCACCUUAGAGCAUUUCUACCUGACCAGCGGCAAGCAGCCCAAGCAGGUGGAGGUAGAGCUUUUGUCUCGGCAGAGCGGGCUCUCUAGCCGCCAGAUAGAACGCUGGUUCCGCCGCCGCCGCAACCAGGACAGGCCCAGCCUUCUCAAGAAGUUCCGAGAAGCCAGUUGGAGAUUCACAUUUUACCUAAUUGCCUUUAUUGCUGGCGUGGCUGUCAUCAUGGAUAAACCCUGGUUCUAUGACUUGAGGAAAGUUUGGGAGGGAUACCCCAUACAGAGCAUCGUCCCUUCUCAGUAUUGGUACUACAUGAUUGAACUCUCCUUCUACUGGUCCCUGCUCUUCAGCAUUGCCUCUGACGUCAAGCGGAAGGAUUUUAAGGAACAGAUCAUUCACCAUGUGGCCACCAUCAUUCUCCUCAGCUUCUCCUGGUUUGCCAACUACGUCCGAGCAGGGACUCUCGUCUUGGCUCUGCAUGACUCCUCUGACUACCUGCUGGAGUCUGCCAAGAUGUUUAACUACGCGGGAUGGAAGAACACCUGCAAUAACCUGUUCAUUGUCUUCGCCAUCGUUUUCAUCAUGACGCGACUGGUCAUCAUGCCCUUCUGGAUCCUACACUGCACACUGGUAUACCCCCUGGAGCUCUACCCUGCCUUCUUUGGCUAUUACUUCUUCAAUGCCAUGAUGGCAGUGCUACAGAUGCUGCAUAUCUUCUGGGCCUACUUCAUCCUGCGCAUGGCCCACAAGUUCAUAACUGGAAAGCUGGUAGAAGAUGAACGCAGUGACCGAGAAGAAACAGAGAGCUCAGACGGGGAGGAGGCUGCAGCUGGGGCAGGAGCAAAGAGUCAGCUCCUAGCUAAUGGCCACCCCAUCCUCAAUAACAAUCAUCCUAAGAAUGACUGAACCAUUGUCCUAGCUGCCUCCCACAUUAAUACAUGAAGCCAAGAAACUAGCCAGCCAUCCCUGUAGGGACACCUGAGCUCCGGGAAGAAAGGGCGUAAGGAGAGGAGUCUACAUGACUCUCUUACUCUUUUGUCACCUAACUGUAACCAGCCUAUCUCAGGGAGAGAAGGUUGGUCAUAUCCUCUGCUAGAGAGGGGAAUGGUCUGACUUCCCUCUCUGUUUUCCAGGCUACCCUUUCUUAUGCUUUCUGAAAACCUUUCUCCACUCUGAGGGUUGGAGUUAAAACUCACAUUCCUUAUUCUGAAGAAUUUGGAGCUGUUUGCCUUUGACUCCCUGACUUUAAGCCAGGGUUGUGCCUUACUGUCCCAUCUCUGGGCCUCAUUCUGCCAAAGCUGGACCAAGGUUCCACCUUUCUAAGCACCCUAGCUCAAGCCAAAAAUGAAAGCUGAGCUACUUUUAACUUUUUCUCCUUUAUAACAAGUUAACUAAGUGAAGGAGGGUACACAUGCCCCUCACCCUGCCCCAGGGACCACAGUUCCAGGAUGUCACUGCCUCCUUUCUCUGGCCUUUCUUUCCCCUCCCUCCAGCUAAGACAAGCUGGCGUGGAGUAGAACGGCAACUAGUUCUCUUAUUUAUUGAACAUUUGGAGUUUCAGUUAUAAAGCCAGAACUACAGCUAGGACCUGGCAUUAUGGCGAGGGACCAUUUCAGACCAAAAUGUACUGUUAAUGGUUUUUUUUAAUUAAAGUAUAUUAAAGGUUAAAUAAAACAUGA
Chionomys nivalis (European snow vole) is the source of this 3285-nucleotide messenger RNA. It is a transcript of the gene Cers2, whose product is annotated as ceramide synthase 2. The record is from RefSeq and is a predicted model, not a curated record. Lineage: Eukaryota; Metazoa; Chordata; Mammalia; Rodentia; Cricetidae. Gene Ontology annotation, biological process: ceramide biosynthetic process. The transcript is spliced from 11 exons. Gene Ontology annotation, molecular function: DNA binding; sphingosine N-acyltransferase activity. Gene Ontology annotation, cellular component: membrane. The coding region runs from base 1370 to 2512 and encodes 380 amino acids.